Dunckerocampus dactyliophorus (ringed pipefish) is the source of this 2500-nucleotide messenger RNA. It is a transcript of the gene sp8a, whose product is annotated as sp8 transcription factor a. The transcript has 7 exons. The record is from RefSeq and is a predicted model, not a curated record. Gene Ontology annotation, biological process: regulation of transcription by RNA polymerase II. Bases 985 to 2190 code for a protein of 401 amino acids. Gene Ontology annotation, molecular function: RNA polymerase II cis-regulatory region sequence-specific DNA binding; DNA-binding transcription factor activity, RNA polymerase II-specific. Lineage: Eukaryota; Metazoa; Chordata; Actinopteri; Syngnathiformes; Syngnathidae.
UGUUUUUACAUAAUUACUAGCUCAAGCUUAAAUUUUAACUUGUUCAUUUUCUGUUGAACCAAAUAUGUGCUUGAUAGUGCGUAAUAACACCCCCAUUAAUAUAAUUAAAAGCUAAUCAGAUGGCACAUUUAGGCAAAGAUGAUGUUAACUGGCUCGUCCCUACCUUGCCUCUCCAUCUCUACAGUUUGGGCAGGAGCAGGCGACUCGACGGAGCCUCUUACUGGGUGGCCCCUCCUGGUCUGAGGAGCUCUGCACAGACCCUAACUGGUCUGGACUCAUCGAGGAGCCGGAUGCCACGUUACCCACUGUGACCGUCACAGGGGACGACUGAACUUUGACCCCAUCCUGCCCCUGUGGUUGACCUGACAGUGACAAAUGAGAAAGACAAAGACUGCUGACAAAGUAUUCCAAAGUCCACGGCUGUCACAAAGUUGCACGUUUUCAAGUUGCAGAAACUACACUUUUCCGGUCUGGGAGGUGAAGGAAACCUUUGACACAUUCUUCAGGGGUACCGGGAGAACCUGAAAAUGGUCCUUCAUCAUUUUUGAUGGCACCCAUCCUGUCAUGGGUGGAAAAAGUCUGCACAAGGAAUAUAAUUCGCUGCAGCGCGGAGAGCGCCGCACGUGUCAUUUGCGUCACCAAAGAUCAUCACCGACUGAGAAUUUGCAGAAUGCCUCUCGUGGCGACAAGGACAGGACAGCUGAGCAUUAUGGCUCCCCUCCCACUGCAAGCAGACGCAGACAAAAGAGGAGCUGCCAAGGAUUUACUAUCUUGGACCGAACGUCCCACUGGUUGCACUGCACACUUUUGCUGUGUGUGAAAUUUACGACGUUCUGCCUGGAGCGCCAAACUGCAGAGACAUAACCUGUUCUGGCCUCUGAUUGGUUCUCGGGCCUCCGGGAUUCAAAGGCAGGAGGAAGCCUCAAGUACAAAAGAGCAAACGAGCAACAGACACAUACAGACGUUGGCGUGACAGCUCAAACCAUGGCUGCAACACUGCUGGGGGAGGAGUCCCGGUUGGGCAGCACUCCUCUGGCCAUGCUGGCAGCCACUUGCAGCAGAAUAGGUGAGUCCAGUCCCUCCUGCUCCCCUGCACUCUCUGAUGGGCCCACUGGACUCACCAAGGGCUUCCACCCAUGGAAAAGAAGCGUCCCGGGCUCCAGCGGCUUGUCCACUUGCCUCACCUCCCUUGGGGUGCCCCCUGUGACCUCCAGGAGUAACGGGGUGGGAUUCCCUGAGUCUUCAAGUGCCUUCUCGGUGACCAACACCAAUCUAUUUGGGAAUGAUUUUCCAACUUUCCAGAACUCGGGGCCGGGUGACACCGGUAUUCCUGAUCCGACCCAUGCACAGCGAUCCAUGCUCUUCACCAAGUUACCCUCAUCGGUGGAAGGUAUUGCUCAUGGGAUCUACCCACGGCUCCACACCCAUCCAUAUGAGUCGUGGUUUAAACCCAUGGGAGAAGUCGGGAGCGGGGCAUCUUCCUGGUGGGACGUGGGGACCACUUGGGUGGACACUCAGAACCCAGCAGUAGUGCCGUCCUCUCUGGGUGGCUACUCGGAGCACAGCUCCACCUUCAGCUCCGGUGCCGCUCAGCAGCAUGUCCUCCCCGGCACGCAGCACUUGUUUGACGGCUUCAGGCCACUUGCUCCCGCCUCCUCGGAGUCCAGUACUCCCGGUGCUUCCGCGGGGAGCCCGGUCCUCCCUCUUCCGGCUACUUCCCGCUCCUCCUCGCGGCGCUACGCGGGCAGAGCCACCUGCGACUGCCCCAACUGCCAGGAGGCGGAGAGACUCGGUCACGGCGCGGCGAGCCCUCGACGUAGGGCCCUGCACAACUGCCACAUUCCGGGAUGCGGAAAGAUUUACGGAAAGACGUCCCACCUCAAGGCUCACCUCCGCUGGCACACCGGGGAGAGACCUUUCGUCUGCAACUGGCUCUUCUGCGGGAAACGCUUCACGCGGUCCGACGAGCUCCAGCGACACCUGCGCACUCACACCGGAGAGAAGCGCUUCGAGUGCGGCGUCUGCCACAAGCGGUUCAUGCGCUCCGACCACCUGAGCAAACACGCCCGGACGCACGGCGACGAACCGGGAGUCGGUAAAUGUAGCAGUGACACGGACAACAGUGUCGCAGGAAGUCCCAGUCAGUCCCCGGAGAUACAUGGGACUGUCCACACUAACGAGGUGAAAUAAACUGCAGACAUUCUGCAUACAGAACAAGGAAAUGGCACUUUAUGAUGAAUGUCAGCAGCGGUUGAACACACUUACCUCAUCUCUUAAUUGUAGCCUUCUUAAAUAAUAAACACAUACUCUAUUAAUUUCAUGUUGCCUAUUAACUGUGCUUAAUUUAUUCAACACUACAUUUUUAAAAAAUUACAAAUUAGGUGUACAUAGCGGGGGUUAUUUCUUCUAGCGCUUUUGACUGUAAAACUACAUGUUGAUAAUUUAUAUUUCUGGUCUAUAUUCACUGGUGUCAAUAAAGGCAGUUCAAACUUUCCCGUGC